Messenger RNA from Lycium barbarum (goji berry), 2254 nucleotides. RefSeq lists its product as uncharacterized. The record is from RefSeq and is a predicted model, not a curated record. The coding region runs from base 962 to 1705 and encodes 247 amino acids. NCBI's taxonomy places the organism in Eukaryota, Viridiplantae, Streptophyta, Magnoliopsida, Solanales, Solanaceae. The transcript is spliced from 4 exons. Gene Ontology annotation, molecular function: oxidoreductase activity.
CAAAAGAAUUAGUAGUACUCUAAAUGAUGAUGUUUGGAUUUCAAAUAUCAAAAGAUGAAUUACUUAUGCAUGCUCUAAUCAUCAAGAGAAAAAAAUAAUUUAUUUUUUUACAUAAGGAUAAUUUGGUAAACAUUACACUUCAUCAUUGAUUUCUUAAUAUGCGUGUUUUUGGCUAAGAUGACACUUGUUAUGAGACGGAGGAAGUUUUACGUAUUUUCUAUAUAAUUUUCUGCAUUAUCACAUUAUUGGUGGUCAAAAUUAAGCAUUUUAAUAUUAAAAUAAAUUGUAUUAAAGUGUCUUUCACUUGAUUCAUUAUCCAAUUCAUAGUGGCAAUAGUUGUGUCCGUUCUUUGCCUCAUAUUAAAGUAUCCAUAAUGGUGCAGUUCUUAUUAGCUGUUAAGGGGCAGUAACUCAUUUUCCGUUGGAGGCAUAAUAAGACAAAAACGGUCUCUUAAUUUCUGACGUUCUUAUUGACCAUAAUGUGACCAAUAUUCUUUUGUAACAUUUGUAAUCUUCUACCCAUUAUUCUUCGUAUUCACACCACUUUAUUAUCUCUUUAAUUCACUCUUUUCAUCCAAUUAAUUCAAGGAUGAAAUUUUUCUAACUAUAAAUAGUUUGUCAUCCUUACCUUAUGAGUAGAGAAAAAAUACUUCGGAGUAAAAGAGUGAGGAAAAUAAAAGAGAGUUGAAUUAGUUGAAAAAAGGUGUUCUUCUUUGUGGAGCUUUGGACUCAACUUCUUGUCCAGAGUUUCUUGAGUUAUACAACGUGAUAGGGUUGUUGUAUCCUAGAGGGGACAAGUCAGAAAGAUUACUGCUGGACCGGUGAAGAGACUUGCUGCAGUGGGAUUGAAUCUCUUUAAAGAGAGCGAGAUAUCCGCGCCUCAGCCAAAAAUAUUUUUAUUUCUUUAUUUUAUUUUUCAAUUGUAAUUGUAAUUUCACCAACAAUUAUUACUAGCAAGUGAAAUGGAGCCGUGGAAAGACCUGAGAGGAAAAGUAGUUAUGGUAACAGGCGCAUCAUCAGGAAUUGGGCGAGAGUUGAGUCUCAACUUAGCGAAAGCCGGUUGCAGGAUCAUUGUUGCAGCUCGUCGUGUUGACAUGCUGAAAUCUCUCUGCGAUGCGAUUAAUUCAGAGGGCCAGCAGCAACAUGCAUUCGCCCUCGAGCUUGACAUCACUGCUGAUGGUGCUACAAUUGAGGCCGCUGUACAAACAGCUUGGGACGCCUUCGGAUGUAUCCAUGCCUUGGUUAACAAUGCUGGCCGUAGAGGUAGUGUGAGCUCUGCACUAGAAUUGACAGAGGAGGAGUGGGAGAAAACCUUUAAGACAAAUAUCAGAGGGGCAUGGUUUGUGUCCAAAUAUGUUUGUAGACGCAUGCGCGAUGCUAAACAAGGCGGAGGAUCUGUUAUUAAUAUCUCUUCAGCUCUUGGUCUGAACCGGAUACUAGUACCCGGGGGUAUUGCCUACUCUUCUUCAAAGAUGGCUCUUGACAUGCUCACUAGGAUGAUGGCACUUGAAUUGGGAGUAUACAAGAUCAGAGUGAACUCAAUAGCACCAGGAAUUUUCAAAUCUGAGAUAACAGAGAGACUUAUGCAAAAGGUAGGGGCAAAUAAUGUUAUUUUGAGAACCAUUCCUCUGAGGGAUCUUGGAACAACAGAUCCGGCUAUAACAUCAGUCGUCAGGUGUCCCUAUUUAUUCAUCACUCUAGUCUAGAACAUAGGCAAGAUGUGUGGAGUAAGAAAAAACCGAAAAAUAACCGUUUAGGUGAUUUUUCAACCAUCGAUUGAAUGAUUGCUAUAUAUAGCCCAUAUUUUGGAUGCACAAGUAUCACAGCAUCGAAGCAUAAAUGAUGAACCUCUGUUGCCGCUUACUCCUUUUGCUUAGCCCCCCAGUCAGGCAGUUGAAGAGGCAGUAGAAGCUGAUAGACUCGGCUUCAUAUCUACUAGGAUGUUAUCUAAUUCUAAGUGUAGUACUUUAGCAAAGUAUAGUAAUUAUAAUGUAAUCACUAAUGCUACUGGCAGUGGCAACCUUGUUGUAACCACUUGCGCAUGUAUUGCCUUAACUAUAUAAUAAGAGAUCGUGUUUAUCAAAAAAAAAAAAAAAAUAUAUAUAUAUAUAUAUAUAGAUAUUUUUUUUUUCUUGUUUCUUCUUAAUAUACCAUGUAUGUCUUACCCAGCUUUGUAUUUUAUUUAUUAUUUCUUUUUUAGAUGCAAUGGUUGUUUGUUCCAACUAUAUUGUAUUUCUCCUUUUUCGAACCAAAUA